AUGGCCCAGAAUUCCUGCGGACAACUGUUGCCACUGUCCAGCCGCCGAACCUGGUUGCCGACGAAGCAAACCCUGACGGCGAUCAACCUGGAGAUCCCGACCCAGAAAUCCAUUGACUACAGGAAGCUGCAACGGAUCUUUGGGUACGUGACGAGGUUCCUGUACAACUGCCGGCACAAGCCGGCGGAGCGACGCGGAUCCUACUUGAAGAUUGGCGAGCUGCGGAACGCGCAGUUGCUGAUGGUGAUGGUGGUACAGCACGCAGUGUAUGGAGAGGAAAUAAGCUGUAUCCGCAAGAACCAGCCGGUGAAGGGCAAGCUCCGGAACCUGAACCCGAUGUACGACGAAACAGAACGUGUGCUGCGGGUCGGUGGACGCAUCCGUCAUUCCGAUCUGCCUCGCGACCAGAAGCACCCCAUGAUUCUUCCGGAAAGGCAACACCUCACCGAACUCCUGAUAAACACACUGCACCGGGAGAACUUACACGUUGGUCGCAACGGGUUGCUGGCUGUGAUUAGACGUGCCUUCUGGCCAGUCAACGCGAAGCGAACCAUCUAUCGGGUGCUGAAAAGGUGUGUGCAGUGCUUCAGGGUGAAGCCCAGUGAUGUGCCGCAGUUCAUGGGAGAUCUGCCGAGCAGCCGAGUGACCGAAGCCCUACCUUUCUCCAGAACCGGCGUGGACUACGCCGGACCGCUUCUACUGAAACAGGGGAGAAUGAGAUCUCCUGUGAAGGCAUACAUCGCUCUGUUUGUAUGCAUGACGACGAAGGCUCUGCACCUCGAACUGGUGACGUCGCUCUCGGCUGAGGCCUUUUUGGGCGCACUGCAUCGUUUUGUUGGACGACGAGGAAACGUGUCCGUGAUGAGGUCGGACCGAGGCACAAACUUCGUCGGAGGAGAUCGCCAACUGAAGGAGCUGCACGAGCUGCUGAAGACGCAGCUGUUGGAGCGCAAGAUCGCGGACUUCUGCCAGGUCCGCGGAAUAGACUGGAAGUUCAACCCCGCCAAGGCCCCGCACCAGGGUGGCCUCUGGGAAGCAGGAGUGAAAAGUGUGAAGCACCAUCUGAACCGCACGUUGAAGGAGGCUUACUUGACGUACGAGGAGAUGAACACACUGUUGGUGCAAAUUGAGGCGAUUUUGAACUCGCGCCCUUUGUGCCAGCAAUCCGACGAUCCCUGCGACUACCAAGCGUUGAGCCCGGCACAUUUCCUCAUUGGCCGAGAGCUCACCGCGGUGGCUGAGCCGCUCUACGGAGGAGUACGAGAAAACACGCUGACCAGGUACCAAAUAGUGCAGAAGAGGAAGCAAGAUUUUUGGCGUCGCUGGUCCCGCGACUACGUGACGGAGUUGCAGAAGCGAGGAAAGUGGGACAAGGCGCCGGCGAUGAUCAGGAUCGGGAUGCUAGUUAUGCUGAAGGAGGACAACACGCCGCCACAGACCUGGCGGCUUGGUAGAAUCGUCGAUACUCAUCCGGGAGGCGACGGCGUGGUCCGCGUUGUGACGGUCCGUACAAGCAACGGUGCCACGUUCAGUCGGCCGACUACGCAGAUCGCAAUUCUGCCGAUCCAGGACAACGAGGAGGAGAAGGAUUGA
Molecule: messenger RNA, 1593 nt
Organism: Culex quinquefasciatus (southern house mosquito)
Lineage: Eukaryota; Metazoa; Arthropoda; Insecta; Diptera; Culicidae
Exons: 2
Coding region: 1-1593 (530 amino acids)
Biological process (GO): DNA integration
Molecular function (GO): nucleic acid binding
Source: RefSeq, a predicted model, not a curated record